This is a messenger RNA of Schistocerca americana (American grasshopper), 1119 nucleotides long. RefSeq names its product RNA-binding protein 25-like. The transcript is spliced from 2 exons. The annotation marks the transcript as partial. Lineage: Eukaryota; Metazoa; Arthropoda; Insecta; Orthoptera; Acrididae. The record is from RefSeq and is a predicted model, not a curated record.
AGAGACAGAGACAGAGACAGAGACAGAGGGAGAGGGAGAGACAGAGACAGAGACAGAGACAGAGACAGAGACAGAGACAGAGACAGAGACAGAGACAGAGACAGAGGGAGAGACAGAGACAGAGACAGAGAGGAAGAGGACAGGGAGAGAGAGAGACAGAGGGAGAGAGAGAGACAGAGGGAGAGAGAGAGACAGAGGAGAGAGAGAGACAGAAGGGAGAGAGAGAGACAGAGGGAGAGAGAGAGACAGAGGGAGAGAGAGAGACAGAGGGAGAGAGAGAGACAGAGGGAGAGAGAGAGACAGAGGGAGAGAGAGAGACAGAGGGAGAGAGAGAGACAGAGGGAGAGAGAGAGACAGAGGGAGAGAGAGAGACAGAGGGAGAGAGAGAGACAGAGGGAGAGAGAGAGACAGAGGGAGAGAGAGAGGACAGAGGGAGAGAGAGAGACAGAGGGAGAGAGAGAGACAGAGGGAGAGAGAGAGACAGAGGAGAGAGAGAGACAGAGGGAGAGAGAGAGACAGAGGGAGAGAGAGAGACAGAGGGAGAGAGAGAGACAGGAGGGAGAGAGAGAGACAGAGGGAGAGAGAGAGACAGAGGGAGAGAGCGAGACAGAGGGAGAGAGAGAGACAAAGGGAGAGAGAGAGACAAAGGGAGAGAGAGAGACAAAGGGAGAGAGAGAGACAAAGGGAGAGAGAGAGACAAAGGGAGAGAUAGAGACAAAGGGAGAGAGAGAGACAAAGGGAGAGAGAGAGACAAAGGGAGAGAGAGAGACAAAGGGAGAGAGAGAGACAAAGGGAGAGAGAGAGACAAAGGGAGAGAGAGAGACAAAGGGAGAGAGAGAGACAAAGGGAGAGAGAGAGACAAAGGGAGAGAGAGAGACAAAGGGAGAGAGAGAGACAAAGGGAGAGAGAGAGACAAAGGGAGAGAGAGAGACAAAGGGAGAGAGAGAGACAAAGGGAGAGAGAGAGACAAAGGGAGAGAGAGAGACAAAGGGAGAGAGAGAGACAAAGGGAGAGAGAGAGACAAAGGGAGAGAGAGAGACAAAGGGAGAGAGAGAGACAAGGGAGAGAGAGAGACAAAGGGAGAGAGAGAGACAAAGGGAGAGAGAGAGACAAAGGGAG